AUAAACAAAAACAUGGCGGACGAAGUGCAAAUUUGGUCACGCUAGAUUUUAGUGUUUAUAGAGCCCAAAAUGCUGCUGCACGAUUGAUUACAACUGAAGACAAAGCCUGUCAAAAUAUGACCAUCAGCUAACCUGUUACAGUGUUUAGAGGACAAAAUAAAGAUCUGAAUUGGGUUGUGACUAGCGCUUCAGCGUAGUCGCUUUGACCGGGAAAUAAGUAUAUUUCAAAGACGUAAAAGUCAGAUAGUCCAACAGAAAUGAUGCUGGGGAAGAAAGGACUCUCUAAGAGAGAGCAAGAAGAACUUCGCAAGAAGCAAGAUCAGGUUGAAGCAGCAGCUGUGUAUGAAGAUUUUGUUGCCUCGUUUGCUGAAAGCAGUAAACAGGGGAAAGCAUGGGUAAAGGGCGAAGUUGUGAAUGCUGCCGAUAAAGGUGCAAGAUCUGACAAAGGUCGACUGUACAAGCCAACAUCAAAGUUGGCAGAGCUUGCAGCAACUUUCACUUCAAGCAGGUCCUUAAAAGAGGAGGAGAGAGAAAAAACGAAAAUUAAUUUCAAAAAGAAAACUGAAGAAAAGAAAAAGAGCAAUCUUGAAAUGUUCAAGGAAGAGUUAAAAAGAAUACAAGAAGAGCGUGAGGAAAGACACAAGUUCAAGCAUGCAAUACGAGGAGGGGGGAUGGGAGGCCUUAAUGACCUCAUGGGGGGAAUUGCAGAGUUUCCAGAGACUGAUGGGGAGAGGAAAUCCCGGUUUGAGCCAGAGUUAGAUCUGUCCAGCUCCACGAGUAGUGGGCUGGGAAUGUACGAUCUAACAAGUGAUGAGACAUCAACAAAUAUAUAUAUAUCUAGUAUCAAUCCAAAGAUGACAGAAAAACAAUUAAUGGAACUGUUUGGAAGAUUUGGGCCACUAGCAAGUGUAAAGAUUAUGUGGCCGAGAACAGAUGAGGAGAAAUCUCGAGGACGGAACUGUGGAUUUGUUGCAUUUAUGAACAGAAAUGAUGGAGAAAGAGCAUUGAAGCACUUGAAAGGAAGAGAAAUAGGUGGUUUUGAAAUGAAGCUAGGUUGGGGCAAGCCUGUUCAGAUACCGCCUCACCCCGUCUACAUUCCUCCGGCCCUGGCGGAGCUCACCCAGCCCCCACCGCCAUCAGGACUGCCCUUCAAUGCCCAGCCACAGAACCCCCGGAGGUUUGGGAAUGUGCCCCCGACAGCGUCAGAACCAGAGGAAAUGAAUAAGACGUUAUCGAAAGCCGUCGUGAAAGUGGUUAUUCCUACGGAAAGGAACCUGUUAUGCGUAAUUCACCGCAUGGUUGAGUUCGUGGUGCGGGAGGGGCCAAUGUUCGAGGCCAUGAUUAUGAAUAGGGAAAUAAAUAACCCAAUGUUCAAGUUCCUGUUUGAUAACCAGAGUCCAGCCCAUGUUUACUACCGAUGGAAGUUGUUCUCUAUUUUAAAUGGUGAUCAGCCAUACAAGUGGCGACUGGAGGAAUUCAGGAUGUUCAAGAGCGGGUCAUACUGGAAGCCCCCGCCCCUCAACCCAUAUACCCAGGGGAUGCCUGAGGAACUGGUAGACCCGGGCGAUCUAGACGUUAUACCCGAGGACCAAAUACCAGAUAACCCAUAUGACGCUGUGCAGAAGGGAAAACUCACUGACAGCCAGCGUGAUCGUCUAGAAGACAUUCUGCGAGACCUGUCCCCGGAGCGUCCCAAGGUUGGUGAGGCCAUGGUCUGGUGUCUGGACCACGCUGACUCUGCAGAGGAGGUGGUGGAGUGCAUCUCUGAGGCUCUUUCCAUACUCCAGACUCCCAUUCCAAAAAAGAUUGCUAGGUUGUUUCUAGUGUCAGAUAUCCUCUUCAACAGUAGUGCUAAAGUCCCGAAUGCUUCCUUCUACCGAAGACAGUUUCAGAAGAAACUUCCGGAGAUAUUCAGAGAUGUACAUGAGGCUUAUGAUAACAUUGAUAGCAGGCUGAAAGCUGAACAGUUUAAGCAAAAGGUGAUGCUGUGUUUCCGUGCGUGGGAAGACUGGGCUAUCUACCCUAAUGACUACCUGAUCAACCUCCAGAACAUCUUUCUUGGCCUCGUGCCUAAACAGCAGGCUACACAGAGAGAGCCGCCAUCCCCAAAUGCAGACUUUGAUGGAGAUCCACUACCGGACCCAGACUUUGAUGGAAUCCCACUUAUCCCUGGUGAACUCGCAAUAGGACAACCUGCUGUACGAGAGCCAGAAAGACGAGAGGACUUUGACGGCAUGCCCCUCGGGGAGGACCUAGAUGGGGAACCACUGGGAGAGGCUGACCUGGAUGGAAGACCCCUGCCCAUGGAGGAAGAGCCCCCGAAGAAGAAGGAGCCUGUUACUGCAAAGUUCACCAAAUCCAAAUGGGAGUCUGUGGACGAGACUGAACUAGAAGCUCAAGCGAUGACCACAUCAAAGUGGGACCUUCUCGGGGAGGAUGAAAACAAGCAGGGAAAUGAAGAAGACAUUGAUGGCCACUCUGGUCUGGUUACGAACAUGAGGAGUGUUGACGAGAUUAAGACGAUGUGGAGAAACGCAAAAGGAAGAGUAAAAGAAAAGGUAGAUAAAAGUAAAAUGACUGGUGCUGGUGUGAUUGAGCCCCUAACAGCAUGCGAAGAGUUCGUUAGCAACCACAUGUACGCUAACAAUCAGUGCCAGUUGCUAGGGAUUCCCGGAGGAUCAGAAACAGCCACUUAUGUUGCACAGUCAUUACCAAGCGGCCAAGAGAUUACUAGAGACGAUGGUCUGAUCGUGCUACACCUUGACGACAACAUGAACAUCUCGGAUAUAAUACAAACCCCAUGCCCAGUGCGAGAUGAACAAGAAUGUGAUCGCCAGGAGGCAGAAAAGAAGCCGAUGUUUAAAGGGAAGAAAAGCACACUGAAAAGGAAAGGAGAAAGAACGGAGGAUUUGUACGAUCUUGAGGAGCAGCGCUUGAACGCUGAAUUAAAAUCAUUUAGGGCCCAAGAGAGGUAUUGGACGGAAAAGAACAAAAGGGAGGCAGCAGUUCAUGAACUUAACAUUGAACUUUUGAAGAGAAGAGUCGAAAACGAAAACUAUACUUAAAAUAUAUUUAAAUGAAUGUAAAAAUCCCAACAUCAUCUUAAGAACCAAUUCUUCGUAUUUGUCAUUUUAGCUCGACUUUUCGAAGAAUAAGGAGGGCUAUACAACUCGCCCAACGUCUGCGUCCGGUUAACGUUUUAGGGCAAUUUGGGCUUUUCACUAUAAAUCGAAUAGCCUUCAUCUAAUUGACUUAAUACUUCACACAGUCGUUCAUGUCCGUUACAGGAUGAGGUAAGGUUACUCCAUAUUAUCCUUUAUACAAAUUAUGGCCCCUGAUUGAUUAUGGAACUUAUGUUAAAGCAACUGUGCACCAGAUGAUUAAUUUGCAAGAAAAAAGGAAAUUGUCGAAAACUGACAAAAACUUGGAAUUAAUGUGUACAAUUAAUUGAAAAUAACUAACUGAAGUACCACAUAGUUUACAAUUUAUUUAGGUUUAA
Messenger RNA from Mya arenaria, 3499 nucleotides. Its product is annotated as U2 snRNP-associated SURP motif-containing protein-like. Lineage: Eukaryota; Metazoa; Mollusca; Bivalvia; Myida; Myidae. The record is from RefSeq and is a predicted model, not a curated record. Gene Ontology annotation, biological process: RNA processing. The transcript has 24 exons. Gene Ontology annotation, molecular function: RNA binding. Bases 258 to 3065 code for a protein of 935 amino acids. Gene Ontology annotation, cellular component: nucleus.